AUGCCCAGCGCCAGCGCCAGCCGCAAGACUCAGGAGAAGCCGCGGGAAGUCAUGGACGCGGCGGAAGAUUAUGCUAAAGAAAGAUAUGGAGUAUCUUCAAUGAUACAGUCUCAAGAAAAAUCAGAUCGAGUUUUGGUUCGGGUUAGCAAUUUGACAGAAAAAAAAGCUGAUGAAGUUGUUUGGGUGCGUGCAAGGGUUCAUACAAGCCGAGCUAAAGGGAAGCAGUGUUUCUUAGUCCUACGUCAGCAGCAGUUUAACGUCCAGGCUCUUGUGGCAGUAGGAGACCAUGCAAGCAAGCAGAUGGUUAAAUUUGCUGCCAACAUCAACAAAGAGAGCAUCGUAGAUGUAGAAGGUGUUGUGAGAAAAGUGAAUCAGAAAAUUGGAAGCUGUACGCAGCAAGAUGUAGAGCUACAUGUUCAAAAGAUUUAUGUGAUCAGUGUUGCUGAACCCCGUCUGCCCCUGCAGCUGGAUGAUGCCAUUCGGCCUGAGGUGGAAGGAGAAGAGGAUGGAAGAGCUACUGUUAACCAGGAUACAAGAUUAGACAAUAGAGUCAUUGAUCUUAGGACAUCAACUAGCCAGGCAGUCUUUCGUCUCCAGUCUGGUGUCUGCCAUCUUUUCCGAGAAACUUUAAUUAACAAAGGUUUUGUGGAGAUUCAGACUCCUAAAAUUAUCUCAGCUGCCAGCGAAGGAGGGGCCAAUGUAUUUACUGUGUCAUAUUUUAAAAAUAAUGCAUAUCUGGCUCAGUCCCCACAGCUGUACAAACAGAUGUGUAUUUGUGCUGAUUUUGAGAAGGUUUUCUGUAUUGGACCAGUAUUCAGAGCUGAAGACUCUAAUACUCACAGACAUCUAACUGAAUUUGUCGGUUUGGACAUUGAAAUGGCUUUUAAUUACCAUUACCAUGAAGUUAUGGAAGAAAUUGCUGACACUUUAGUACAAAUAUUCAAAGGACUUCAAGAGAGGUUUCAAACUGAAAUUCAGACGGUGAAUAAACAAUUCCCAUGUGAACCAUUCAAAUUUUUGGAGCCUACUUUAAGAUUAGAGUAUUGUGAAGCAUUGGCUAUGCUCAGGGAAGCUGGAAUUGAAAUGGGAGAUGAAGAAGACCUGAGUACGCCGAAUGAAAAACUGUUGGGUCGUUUGGUAAAGGAAAAGUAUGAUACCGAUUUUUAUAUUCUUGAUAAAUAUCCAUUGGCUGUAAGACCUUUCUAUACCAUGCCUGACCCAAGAAAUCCUAAACAGUCCAACUCUUAUGACAUGUUCAUGAGAGGAGAAGAAAUACUGUCAGGAGCUCAAAGAAUACAUGAUCCUCAGCUGCUAACUGAGAGAGCCUUACAUCAUGGAAUAGAUUUGGAGAAAAUUAAGGCAUACAUUGAUUCCUUCCGCUUUGGAGCCCCUCCUCAUGCUGGUGGAGGCAUUGGUUUGGAACGAGUGACUAUGCUGUUUUUGGGAUUGCACAAUAUUCGUCAGACCUCAAUGUUCCCCCGUGAUCCCAAACGACUCACUCCAUAA
Molecule: messenger RNA, 1506 nt
Organism: Pipistrellus nathusii (Nathusius's pipistrelle)
Lineage: Eukaryota; Metazoa; Chordata; Mammalia; Chiroptera; Vespertilionidae
Source: the annotation of a GenBank genome assembly